This is a messenger RNA of Phalaenopsis equestris, 1971 nucleotides long. RefSeq lists its product as uncharacterized. The record is from RefSeq and is a predicted model, not a curated record. NCBI's taxonomy places the organism in Eukaryota, Viridiplantae, Streptophyta, Magnoliopsida, Asparagales, Orchidaceae. Bases 91 to 1713 code for a protein of 540 amino acids. The transcript has 10 exons.
UCCUAAAGCUGUUUCCAUUUGCUUUGGAUCUGCAUCGGUUCCCACGCAUUCGAAACCCUAAUCUCCACCGCCUCUCUCACUUCACUCGGAAUGAAGAGAAGAGGGGAAGCAUCGGAGGACAAAGUAUGCUAUACAUGUGGUCAUACUGGAUUUGCCGAUUUCAUUGCAACCUGUUCUCUUUGUAAAGUGUCCCAUGCACACACGUAUUGUAUGAGUUUAGUCCGUUUUGAAGUUCCAGAAUUGUGGCGCUGUGAGGAAUGUUUACGGAGUGCUGAAGCAAUUAGUAAUAGAAAUUUACCAGAGCACCAAUUUUGGCACAAAGGAAAUUUGAGGAAAGUUGAAGCUGGAAAAGUAAAGUUUAUCACCAAUGAAGAAGUGGUUACAUUGGCAUCGGGGAGAAGGUCACAUGGAAGAGGAAAUCCAAGUGCUUUUGGCCACCAUAGCGAUUUUACAUGUUUUAAUCGUCCUCCAAUAUCAUGCAAGACAGUUGCUUCUACAUUUCCCAAGUCGAAGGUGAUUAUGGCCCCUUCUUGUCCAAAGAAAGGGCCUGUUUAUGUUGGUGUUGGCUUCUCUCCUUCAAAGCGCAAUGAGCCAUCAAAAUCUGUUGUUAACAAGGAAAAAGAUUCAUUGCGUGCUGAUGAUGGGCAGAUAUGCUUGGUGGAUAAACACAAAAAAAAUAAAACACCUUUGAAGCCUCAACAUGUCCGCUUAUUCAAAGAGGAACCAGCAAAUGCUUCUCUUGCUAUGAAGGAAGGAAGGGAUUUGCAUGAGAGAAAAAAUGCAAAUGUACUACCAAUUAAUGCUUCUGGAACUGCAGUACGUUCUAUUCCGCAAAGUAGUCAAAGUUUACCUCAAAAAACGUUGCUUCCACUCAAAUUGGUUAUUAGUGCAGAUGAAAAACAUCAUCAUGCUUUAGAAGCCUGUUGGAGGGGAUCUUUUGAGGUGCUAAAGUUGGUUAACCAGUUCCAUGGUACAGUUCGUGCGCAUUUUCCUUGUCAAGUGUCUCCUAAAGUAUAUGAUAUCUCAAAGCAUCUGCCUGGAAUAUUACAGUUCAAGAUGCUUUCUCGUGAAAGUGUGUGGCCUAAGAUUUUUAAGCUUGAGCCUCCAACAAAGAACGACGUGGCCUUGUACUUCUUGUGCCAAGUAGAACGGCAUAAAAAAAAUUAUGCUCAUUUCAUUCAGCACAUUAGUUCGCAUGAUUAUGCAUUACAAGGUUCCGUGGCAGAUGCAGAGCUACUGUUAUUCACAUCUGCACAACUACAGAUUGAUUCCAAGGACAUAGGGGGGAAUAUAUAUCUUUGGGGUGUAUUUCGACAUUUGAAGAAAAAGAAAGCUAGUCAUGUAGAAGAAAAGCCGUUAUCAUGCAGCCCUUCUACACCUAAAGCUUCUUUUCCACAGAGUCGAUCUAAGGCUCCCCUAACUGUUACUUCCAUGGAAGUUGCCGAGCAGGUUCAAGUUGAGAUGGAGAUUGAUAUGUUGGGCGGUCAUCCCAUUGGAAGAACUGAUGUGCCCGUGAAGCUCGAAGAUGCUCCGUCUCAGUUUUCGAAGCCCGUUCGGAGGCCUCCUGUGAGCUUUGCCACUAAAAAGUCUGUUAACUCACCUGUUUCAGGUCCUCCACCGGGCUUUCCCAUUCCAGCAUACCAAAAGCCCAUCCCGGCACCUCCGGGAAAUUUUCUUAUAUAUUUUGCACAGACAAUCAUGAGGCUCAAUUGAUGGCAGCACAGCACUAUUCAUGUCUUGUUCAAACCUGGUUUUAUAAUUGAAAAAGAAAUUCAACGAUUGGCUGAAGGGAGAGGAGAGGGCUGCUGAAUAGAAUUGAAAAAGAUAUGUAAAUAGAAAUAGCUAAGAAAUGUAAAUAAAUAAAAAAAAGCUUUAGAUUUCUUGAUUAGAACUGUGUAAUUGAUCUUUGGUAGAAUCCUUUGUUUGGGUCAUUUUGAGCUUCCCAGAUUUGGAAGAGCUUGAUUAUGUAAU